Molecule: messenger RNA, 630 nt
Organism: Capsaspora owczarzaki ATCC 30864
Lineage: Eukaryota; Filasterea; Ministeriida; Capsasporidae
Exons: 1
Coding region: 1-630 (209 amino acids)
Source: RefSeq, a predicted model, not a curated record
AUGGAGGUAGAGACCGAGGCGGCAGGGUUGUGCUGCGAGUGGUUGCGGGCUGUGAAGGAUGCUCCUGAAAAGAGCAAGCGUGACAUUGCUUUCGCCGUUGCUCUCAAACUCGUGUUCCCGCCUCCCGUGGUCCUUCCAGGAGGCACCAUGUAUCAGCCCAAGGGCUGGACGUCCCGCGACGUAGCCGCGCGGCUGGCGGAAGCGGGCUCCCGAUGUGCUCACUCCACGAUCCACGAGUUGACGAUGAAACACUUAAACUCCGCCGACUGGAUCCGUUCCAGCCCGCUAGAUCAAGUUGUCCAGCUCAUCAGAGACAGCCCGAAGGUCGGUGCGCCGGCCAUUUUCACCUAUGAUGAAAUGGAGCAGUGUAUCCAAAUGCUCGAGGGGUUUGCUCGAGCCGGGCAAUGUCUCACGCAAAAGAAAGCUGGCGUCUAUCUUGUGGCAUUGUCGCGCCUGCCUCAAAUGUCGGGCGCCCCACGACGCCAGUUCACUCGUAGCGAGCCGAGCCGCCAGUGGUGGAAAGACUUUCUCCAUUUUUGCAGCGGUCGUCUCGCCAUUCGUCAAGGGCGAACGCUGGAGCUCUCCAGGAUUGCUGCGUUUCAAGCGCAGGUCUUAGAAGCCCGCUUUUGA